GCGGCCUCGUGAUCAAUCCCGUCUGUGUUGCGGGCGCGCGCUCGUGCGUGCGCGUGCGCGUGUCAGGGACGCUGCAGCUUUACUCUUUCCCCCCUUUUCCCUCUCUCUCUCCCUGUCUCUCUCUCUCUCUCUCUCUCACAUCAUUUCUCUCACGUUUUUCCUCAUGACACGGUGGAUUUAAGACAGCAGGCCGUCCCGCGGAUCCCUCUACGACUCGAGUCCACGUUUCCGCCCCACCCCUCUUUCCUUCCCUCCCCCUCAGUGUGCUGGUUGCCAUGGAGAGCUCAUCGGUGGCGUCGGCAUCAUCGGAGGCGGGAAGCACACGCUCACAGGAGAUCGAAGAGCUGGAGCGAUUCAUCGACAGCUACGUGCUCGAGUAUCAAGUGCAGGGACUACUAAACGACAAGAAUGACAACGAGAACGACAAUGCAGACAAGACGCAGUCCAACGUCUCUCAGUGGACGGAGGACUGCAGUGAUAAGAUAGAUGGGAGCUGGUCGUCCUCGCGGGGUAGGGGCUCGUCUAAACCGGAUGAAUGGGAACACAGCAGUAACGGAAGUACAGGUUCCCGACCGAGCUCAGGUUCUCGGCCUGGAUCCGGUUCGAGAUCAGGCAGCCAAGGACGCAACAAACAGUUCUGUGCACCGUCCAAGAAUGGAAACAGAGACGGCUCGUUUGACAUACUGGGGACGGACAUAUGGGCCGCCAACACCAUGGACUCUCACGGUGGUGCGACGUGGGACCUGCAGCCAGAGAAGCUGGAUUUCUCGCAGUUUCACAGGAAGCAGUACAGAGGAACACCGAAACAUCUCCCACACAUCGACCGUGAGGGGAUGAUGAAGAGCAGAUUCGAUGAUGAUACUAUUGAUCUCAAUGACAUAGAGAAGUUCCUGCCUGGCCUCCCAGUUUUCCCACCGUUGCCUAACGAGGCCGAGAUCGCGCACACCAAAAAGCUCUUCCGCCGCCGCCGAAACGACCGCCGACAUGCUGAGGCACCGCAGGACGAGCUGACCGUGCUGCUGCCCUGCGACGGGAAACGGCAAGUGUCCAGGAGACAGCAGCGUCCUCCUGGAGGAGGAGGAGGAGGUGGAGGAGGUGGCGGGCCCAAAUCCCACAAUCCCCAGCAACAACAGCAAUAUCAGCAGGUGCCACCACAUUCCCAACAGCAGCAUCAGACAACCAAUCAAAUGCAUCAGCUCAUCGCAGACCCCCAGCCAGAAGGCUUCAGCGCCAAGCACGGGCAUGGAGGGCGGGGCUACCAAAGCGGGCAGCAGGGCCGCGGGCAUCACCACGGUUACAGCCAGAACCGGCGCUGGCACCAGCAGCACAGACAGCCGGGACAGCGGAAUGCCAAAGAGACGGACAGCGUGAAGGAGGAGGAGAACGAAUAUAAGACGCCCAGAGUGACGGACAACACCGGAGGAGACGACAACAAGAACGAUGGAAAGCAGGAGAAGACGGAGGGAGGGAAAGUCAGCCUGCUGCAGUCCUCUAAAGAGAGGCUGAGGAGGAGGCUGAAAGAGAAGGAGGAGGUUCCCAUGGCGAUGCCAGGGCCUCAGCGUAACCGCAUGGACAAGCUGCUGGAGAUCCUGAACAGCAUGAGGAGCAACAGCAGCGGCGUGGAGGCGCAGCUCACGUCCUUCAUGGAGGAGGCUCAGAGCUCGGCCCAGUCGGAGGAGACGCUCAGCGAGAUCGUGCAAACCAUCUACAGCAAAGCCGUCCGAGACCGAGGCUUCGCCGCCACCGCUGCCAAACUCUGCUACAAGAUGGCGCUCUUCAUGGUGGAGGGCACCAAGUUUCGCUCGCUGCUGCUCAACAUGUUACAGAGGGACUUUACGCGGCGUGAGGAGCUGCAGCAGACAGAUGUGGAGAGUUGGCUGGGCUUCAUCACCUUCCUGUGUGAGGUGUUCAGCACCAUGCGGAGCAGCACAGGAGAGCCGUUCAGAGUGCUCGUGUGCCCCAUCUACACCUGCUUACGAGAGUUGCUGGAGUCAGCGGAGGUGAAGGAAGACGCCGUGCUCUGCUGCUCGAUGGAGCUGCAGAGCGCCGGGCGGCUGUUGGAGGAGCAGUUGCCGGAGAUGAUGAUGGAGCUGUUAGCCGCAGUGAGGGAUAAGAUGCUGAGUCCAUCCGAGUCUCCGCUCACGCGCUCACUGCUCAUGGAGGUCAUCGAGCUGCACGCUCAUCAGUGGAGCCCUCUGGAGGCCCUCACCACGCAGUACUACAACAGAACCAUCCAGAAACUCACCGCAUGACCCCCACGCAUACACACACACACAAACACACGCAUACACACACAAGUGGAGCCCAAGGGAGACCCUCAUCUCUCAUUGCUACAAGAGAAACUGACCGCAUGACACACACACACAGUGGUAGAGCCCCCUGGAGGCCCUCAUCACUCAGUACUACAAGAGACAAACUGACCAUGUGAUAAAACUAACACUUGUUUAUGAGUAAGAAGGCAAGGUCUGCUCCAAGAGAUAGAUGGAUGGAUGGAUGGAUGGAUGGACGGAUGGGAAACAGAAUGGAUGGAUAUAUAGAUGAACAGAUAAAUGGGUUAAUUAUGUGUGUGUAUGAAUGAGUGGGUGGAUGGAUGGACGGACGGACGGACAAGUGGGUAACUGAAUGGAUGAAUGCAUUAAUGAGUGGAGAGUAAGGAUGGAUAAAUGGAUGGGUGUAUGGAUGGAAGGAUGGACAGUUAGAAGAAUGGAUGGAUGGAUGGAUGGAUGCGUAACCAGGUGGAUGGAUAGUGUUAGUGCAGAUAUAUCUCGCUCCUGUCCUGGGGGUCGAAGGUUAAAGGUUAACGCUAUGCAGAUUUGAGUGAAUAUGUAUGUGCUCGUUGUUUCACAGCCGCAUGUUAAUGAUCCGCUUUCAGACAUGAAGCCAGACUGCUGUUACAUUAGUAAACAUGCUACAUGCAUAAACAUGAGCAGCGUUAAGUCAGGAUUCAUCAAGAAAUAAGCACACACACACAGACACACACACAGAUACACACACAGAUACACACAUGUACACACGCAGAUACACACGCAGAUACGUACAUUAAACACAUGUAGGUGCGUGUAAGAGCCAAAGAGAGCGCUAUAAAGAGAGACUUUAACGCUAGCACACAGGGGGUAGUGGUGCAGUCCUUGCUUUCUUUUGUGCUCGUGUGCCAACCAUCCAGCCUUCCUCUCUGUCCGCAUCCCUCUCUCCAUCCCCCUCUCCAGACCUGUGUGUGUGUCAUUGUUUGGCGAAUCAUGUCCCUGGAGCACGCUGUCGCCCAUCAGCGCUGUCUAGCCGAGGUCAAGCAGACAGACUGCAGAGGGCUUAGCCUGCUUUUGUCUCCCUAACACACACACACACACAGACACACACACACGCCACAGUCUGACUCUGGAUGGCAGAUGGCCGCUGGAGACUAUAAGGCCAGACACACAGCCCUCGUCCUCUUGUCCAGCCUAAAGGGAGCGUGUGUGUGUGUGUGUGUGUGUGUGUGUGUGUUGAGGAGGUUUCAGAUAAAAGCAUCAGGCGUGCUGCACCCGGCCUCUUUGUUGUCGCGUAUCCUUUUUAUUUCCUCUUCAGGUUUUUAUUUCCCGCCGCAGUGCUCGUCCACUGCUCGGCGUUUAUUAUCCCUGUGUAUAAUACUUAUUGUAAUGUUAUUGUAAUGUAUUAUAUGUUAUUGAUUUUUUUUAAUGUAUGUUUAAAGCAGUAUAUACAGUAUGUGUGACAUGACAUGAGGAUGUUUUAGGGCUAGACCUAUUGCACAGGUUUGAAAUAUUUUGCACUGUUUUAAGGCAAAAGAAAAAAAACGAAGACGGAAAUUUGACGGAGGAGGUUCGCUGGAUGAGUUGGGUAGCUGUGCAAAACUCCUUCAGCUAAAAGGAGAUUUAGAAUUUGAUUUUAACGUUUUGCGAGAAAUGAAUGGCCUUGCAGGAUGUGCGGUAUCUUCCAGACUAUAAGACACACCCCCUAAAUUCUGUCUGCUUAGGACAAAAAUAAGCAUAGAAGUCGCGUCACUUCUAGAGGGUGUGUCAUUGCCUGGCGAGUACAACAGUUAGGGUGAAUAAUUUGGUGAAAAAAUUUAACGUGCACAAUUAACACACCAAACUUGUUUCAUUUCAUCGACUAUGUAAGGAAUAAAACAAUGUGGCAUGCUGUUAUAUUGUGGAAAUGUUUUAUUCCAUUUACGUCGUAGAAAAUUUGACUACAAUUAGAAUUUUUUUAAAUAAUUAUUAAUUAAAGACCAAAAACGGCAUACUUUUUAUUUAUUUAGUGUUGUAUUUCUUGUUGAGGAACAUCCACAAAACAAGUUCCUGUUCUCACUUAUGUUAUAGCAGUUACAUAUCACCAUAUUCCCCUUUUUUAUUCUCUUUUUUUAAAGUUAAUAUGACAAAAACAAAAAACUUGACCAAGAAACCAUAGCCUCCUCUGUCCUGAAAACUUAAAGUAAAGCUUUACCUAUAUUGUUACAAAGCGCCGACACUGGAGACUCCUUCCAAGUAUGUUAUAACAUAAAUAAACAUCUUUUUACAAAAAACUUCACCAUAUCAAUGAUUACACACGUUUAUGUAGAGCGUCCAUCAUAUAAGUCCCUGUGCAAGUUGUCCCUGUGCGCAUUAAUAUAAACCUUACGGUCAGAAACGUAAUCGAAUCGAGAAUUCAUCAACACUGAGCUACAAGCUAGUUUGGUAUAAGAGCAAAAUUGUGUGCGUUGGAUUUUUUUGUUUGCCAAAUUACCAAUUUUAAAAGGUUUUUGUGCUUUGGAUUUGACUUUUUUCCCUCUUAUUGCCCUGAAGUGCAGCUUCCUAAUAGAAGAUUGAGGAGAAAAAAAAUAGAUAGGAGCAUGGCUUUAAAAAAAAAAACAAAACAAAAAACGUUGUGUUUUGGCAUUUUGCAGUGGACCUUUUACUCAAACUUGUAUUUAAAAAAAAAAAGAUUUGAGGUUGAUUGGGUUUCUUUGCAGACAAUGAGAUGUUUUAACAGUAUAUAGCUAAUAAUAAUCGUCCAUUACUCUGGGCUUCGCAAACGUGUGUACUACGAUAUUGGAUUAACACGAGCCAGUCGUCUAUUUGUUAACGGCCUGCAUGUAGUCAUAUAUACAGCGUAUAUGAAUAUUAUGACAACGAGGGGAAGAUUAGGAAGCAUUUCAGAGACGGGGUGAGUAGUUUGUAGCCUUCAGCUGCUUUAUUUUUUUGUUGUUGUUGUUAUUUUGGGGGAAACACUCACUUGUACACUCUCUCACAUACACAUAUAUGUGUAUACGUAUAUAUAUGCACACACAUACACACACACACACACACACACACACACACACAAAACCUCCAAGGUUUCUGUUUCUGAAUCUCCGCUGGCAGGUUUGUGUUCGUAUAAUUUCUGUCUUGCAUCAAGAAUUGAAGACUUGAAGACAAGCAUGUGUGUGUGAUUUAAAAAUAGUGCUCUCGCACAUGAAACCUCGCGUGCUUGUCUUCAGACAUGAUUAUUUUAUUUUGUAUUUGUAUAAUUUUAGGCUUUUAUUUAAUUUACAUCUACGUUUGCUUCUCAGCGAUCUCCCAGUAAAGAGGAACUGUGCAUUUUGUUUGGUUUUUUCAUCAAUUCCACACACACACAAACACACACACACACAAACACACGGCAGGACUCCUGUAACCUUUGACCUCACCGGUCACCGAGACUGCUGAAUGCAGAUUAGCCCUGUUUGCAUUUCAUUGACAUUAAAAUGAGACGUUGCUCCAGCAGCUCCUUUAGGCUAAAACAUUGUAGAAUUUGCAGAUGAAAGCCUUCAGCGAUUUUUUUUUUUUUUUUUUUUUUUUUUUUUGUGGGGAUUUUAUUUUCUGUUUUUGUUUCUGCAGUUGAAAAUAAACUGGGAUGAGAAGUGAAAA
Pangasianodon hypophthalmus (striped catfish) is the source of this 5858-nucleotide messenger RNA. RefSeq names its product CBP80/20-dependent translation initiation factor (gene ctif). Gene Ontology annotation, biological process: regulation of translational initiation. The record is from RefSeq and is a predicted model, not a curated record. Gene Ontology annotation, molecular function: RNA binding; protein binding; translation activator activity. The transcript is spliced from 14 exons. Lineage: Eukaryota; Metazoa; Chordata; Actinopteri; Siluriformes; Pangasiidae. Gene Ontology annotation, cellular component: cytosol. The coding region runs from base 276 to 2252 and encodes 658 amino acids.